AUGGCGGAUGUCCGCGCUCUACUGAAAGCAAAACGGCAGGAAAUCCGAGUGAACCACCCGUUUGCUUCAUACAGUACAAGCGGCCAGCUUCGCUGUGUUGCAUGUGGCACCAUCGUCAAGGAGGGAUCCUCCUGGAACGGGCACAUUGGGAGCAAGGCACACCGGCUGAAUGCGGCGCGUCUGAGGGAAGAGGAGCAGAGGCGGCAAGAGCAAGAGCGGCAGGCAGAGCUGCAGCGCCAGAAACGCACGGCAGCCGAGGUCGAGGACGCGGAAGAACUCGACGCCAAACGGCGGCGGACCAGCGAGCCCGAGGACGACGAAGAGGGUGGUGACGAGGGCGAGGACGAAGGCGGGCGCGCGUCCCCGGCUGCCAGACCGACGACCGGCUUUCCGGCCGACUUCUUCUCGGACCGCGCGCGCGCGCCCCCGCCGCCCUCCUCUGACGACGGGUCGGGCGGCGAGGACGCACCCGCUGCGCCCGUAGCCGCGCCUGCCGAAGCGUCCGCCAUCGACCAGGAGUGGGCGCGCUUCCAGGCGGCGGUCGUCAACGCGCCCGACACACACGAGACGUACGAGCGCGCGACCGUCAUGGCGGAGCCCGUGCUGGCCGCGGAGACGCCGGAGGGCUUCCCGCCGGCGGAGGCGCAGGCGGACGCGGCGGGGGAGACGCGGGACGUCGUGGACGAGGGGGCGCGGCGGCGGCGGAGGGAGCUGGACGAGCGGGAGCUGAUCAUGGAUCGGCUGAUGGAGGAGGAGCAGGCGCAGGAGGAGGCGGACGCGAAGGUGUCGGCGCUGAAGGCCAGGCUGGAGGCUCUGAAGCGGCAGCGACAGGCGGCGCGCGCGGCCAAAACAAAAUCUGGAACGCAGUAG
Molecule: messenger RNA, 870 nt
Organism: Postia placenta MAD-698-R-SB12
Lineage: Eukaryota; Fungi; Basidiomycota; Agaricomycetes; Polyporales; Adustoporiaceae
Exons: 1
Coding region: 1-870 (289 amino acids)
Biological process (GO): mitotic DNA damage checkpoint signaling; nuclear DNA replication; mitotic DNA replication checkpoint signaling
Cellular component (GO): nucleus; spliceosomal complex
Molecular function (GO): nucleic acid binding; zinc ion binding
Source: RefSeq, a predicted model, not a curated record